Messenger RNA from Salvia splendens (bonfire salvia), 675 nucleotides. RefSeq lists its product as uncharacterized. The transcript has a single exon. Bases 1 to 675 code for a protein of 224 amino acids. The record is from RefSeq and is a predicted model, not a curated record. Lineage: Eukaryota; Viridiplantae; Streptophyta; Magnoliopsida; Lamiales; Lamiaceae. Gene Ontology annotation, biological process: DNA integration. Gene Ontology annotation, molecular function: nucleic acid binding.
AUGCGAAAGUAUGGAGUUCACCACCGCUUGUCUACACCCUACCACCCACAGUCAAAUGGCCAAGCCGAAGUGUCAAACAGGGAAAUCAAGGCAAUUCUAGAAAAAACGGUUAUUCCCACAAGGAAAGACUGGAGCCAUCGGCUGGAGGACACGCUCUGGGCCUACAUGACCGCUUUUAAAACGCCUAUCGGAAUGUCCCCAUACUGGCUAGUAUUUGGGAAAAUGUGCCAUCUACCUGUGGGGGUGGAACAUCAAGCCUACUGGGCAGUCAAGGAAAUGAAUAUAAAUACCGAGGAUGGAGCUGCAGAGAGGAGAAUGCAGCUACAAGAGCUUGAAGAACUCCGUCUGGACGCCUAUGACUCUGCCAUGUGGUACAAGGAAAAGACUAAGAUGUGGCACGUUAAGAACCUUCGCAAGAAGGAACUCAAGGUGGGUCAAAAAGUACUGCUGUUCCAAUCCAGACUGAAAUUGAUUCCAGGAAAGCUUAGGUCAAGGUGGAUAGGACCUUACACCAUUGUCGCCAUCCGAACGAAUGGAGCAAUCGAACUCCAAGGAAGCGAUCCAGAUUCACCUACCUUCAUAGUGAAUGGUCACAAGGUAAAACCGUACAGAGAAGGAAUUGAGGCAUUCGUGGUGGACGACAUUCCACUACUCAUGCCAAACUCUUGCCAAUAA